Molecule: messenger RNA, 214 nt
Organism: Racocetra persica
Lineage: Eukaryota; Fungi; Glomeromycota; Glomeromycetes; Diversisporales; Gigasporaceae
Source: the annotation of a GenBank genome assembly
GGAGGAAAACAUUAAAGAUAAGUCUCAAUCUGAAUGUUCUUAUGAAGCAAUAACAACAAUUACUAUUAAUAAAAUUAAAGAACUUAUUAAUAAUGACCUACAUAUUACUAUCUGUCAGUUAGUAUAUGAGAUUGAACAGGUUAUAGUUUCUAAACAGCUUUUAAAAAUUCUUGAAAAAGGAUUUGCAAAUAUUAUCACUAAAGAUGAAAUGUAG